AUGUCCCCUGCCUCGCCCCUUUCUGAGUCUCGUCCGCCAAUAACAACCACCAUCUCGACGGCUGCCUCCACCUUUCAUCUGCACCUCAUCUCUCCUCCUCCAUCAUCAUCAUACUUCUUCUUCUUGUCCUCCCUACGAUCGUCAUUAAUAGCCCUUGUUUCAAAAACGGCGUCCUCAUCCGCCUUGGACUAUCCACACCUUCUAUCAUCGUCCGAGGCUGAAGAGAUUUCCGGCUACCGCCUCUACCGUCAUCAUUCGCCCACUUCGCUCGAGUCCGAUCGCCGCGCCUCAUCGAUCUUAUUGCCACCAUCGACGGGCCACUCCAGCCAAACCUCCCAGAAGAAGCCCUUUCUUCGACAGAAACAGUUUCAGCAACGACCGCAUUCCUUCCUAACCACCACCACCACCACCAUCCUUCGGCCUCCUGCAGUCCGGCUUGCCAAUCCGGUCAACCACGUCCCUCGCAUCACACCGGUCACAGUCCCGCAUCCGCUGCAGAUUUCCGACGAGCACCUGCCGCUCGACGGGCACCGUGACGCGUAUCCGCUCCUGACCAUCCCCGAACGUCGUCGCAGCCGACUCGCAUCAUCCCCGAAUAGCUUGACGGUAGAGCGCAGCCAGGGGGAGACUGAGAGUGGGCGCUCCAGCAUCGCAGUCCCUCGAGGGCAGAGGCGCAGUGGUACCUUUGACCGACACCUGGCUCUGAGGGAAAUGUCCGAACCGGCGGGAGAUAACAACAAUGCUUCGCACGAGGGAAAAGAUCUCCGGCCGCCGGAGCGAGCCCAUGUAGCCCGGGAUGCGUUCGUUGAACGACCGGGACCGUUGCCCGAGGACCAUCCGCGCCAUGUCCAGUCCCAGGUCUCUCUGCGAUCGCACUCCCAGAUCGCGUCAGUCCCGUCGAAUUCUGGUGGGCCGCCCGCAGGUGGGGAGGCCGAAGUUGCGGAGGAGCUGGCUUGGGGCCCAGCCCACCCGUGUUACCCUCACCUGAACCCGCAUGUGCCCAUUGGAUCGCGGGAGUAUCUAACCACACGCAUUAUUCGAAUACGACGCGACUGGAUGGUCAAGGGCGAUCUGGCGCCAACCUUUUCGAAUCUGUACCCGGAGAUCCUAGAUCCGUUAUUGCCGGAGCAGGAAUUCCGUCGCAUCAUCGCGACGGUCAACGAGGAGCUCACCAAGGCAUUUAAUCCGUUCAGCUUCCGCAACCUGGUUGAUGGCGCGUUGGGCCUGGUCACGGGCUGGUUAUGGGAAGAUUUCGGUGCACCGGGCAUCAAAAGUCACCUGCAACGGAUUGAGAUGUGGCUAGACAACUGGAACCGUGAAGUCGGGGCCAAGGAUGGGGUAUACAUUUGGAGCCUACGACGGACAGCUUACAUGUCCCUAGACAUCCAAAUCCCUGAUCCGAAAGUCGGUAUCAUCCCAAGCGAGGGUGCAUCACUGCCAGGAACCAGGCCAAGUAGCGGCGCCGGACAUGGGUUCUGA
Aspergillus clavatus NRRL 1 is the source of this 1479-nucleotide messenger RNA. RefSeq names its product ERF4 family protein. The record is from RefSeq and is a predicted model, not a curated record. The transcript is spliced from 2 exons. The coding region runs from base 1 to 1479 and encodes 492 amino acids. Lineage: Eukaryota; Fungi; Ascomycota; Eurotiomycetes; Eurotiales; Aspergillaceae. Gene Ontology annotation, cellular component: extrinsic component of endoplasmic reticulum membrane; endoplasmic reticulum palmitoyltransferase complex. Gene Ontology annotation, biological process: protein targeting to membrane; peptidyl-L-cysteine S-palmitoylation.